This is a messenger RNA of Misgurnus anguillicaudatus (oriental weatherfish), 899 nucleotides long. RefSeq names its product peroxiredoxin 4 (gene prdx4). Gene Ontology annotation, biological process: cellular response to stress; hydrogen peroxide catabolic process; response to oxidative stress. Gene Ontology annotation, cellular component: endoplasmic reticulum; cytosol. Gene Ontology annotation, molecular function: thioredoxin peroxidase activity. The record is from RefSeq and is a predicted model, not a curated record. NCBI's taxonomy places the organism in Eukaryota, Metazoa, Chordata, Actinopteri, Cypriniformes, Cobitidae.
AGUUCAUAAUAAUAUAACGCGAUAGAGACGUGCUUCCUACAAGAUUCAGCAAUGGAUGUCAGUCGCAGUGAGUGUGUCUGUGCCCUGUUCAGCCUGUUUUUACUCUUCGGGUCGGUGGUCUGUGAGGGUGUGAAUGGAAAGAAGGAACAGGAGUGUUAUAAUUAUGCUGGUGGACACGUGUAUCCCGGAGAAGCUUUCCGCGUACCUGUCUCUGAUCAUUCACUACACCUGAGCAAAGCCAAAAUCUCGAAACCAGCACCACACUGGGAGGGAACAGCUGUCAUCAAUGGAGAAUUUAAAGAGCUGAAACUGUCCGAUUACAAAGGAAAAUACCUGGUGUUCUUCUUCUAUCCUCUGGAUUUCACAUUCGUGUGCCCGACUGAGAUUAUCGCCUUCAGUGAUCGCGUGCAUGAGUUUCAGGCCAUUAACGCUGAAGUAGUGGCCUGCUCGGUGGAUUCCCAGUUUACCCACCUGGCCUGGAUCAACACACCUAGAAAACAAGGAGGUCUUGGACCAAUGAAAAUCCCCCUUCUUUCUGACCUCACACACCAGAUAUCAAAGGACUAUGGUGUCUUUCUUGAGGACCAAGGACACACACUCAGAGGUCUGUUCAUCAUUGAUGAUAAAGGCGUUCUUCGACAGAUCACCAUGAAUGACCUGCCAGUGGGUCGCUCUGUUGAUGAAACACUCAGACUCGUGCAGGCCUUCCAAUACACGGAUAAACAUGGAGAAGUGUGUCCAGCUGGCUGGAAGCCUGGCAGUGAUACGAUUAUUCCAGACCCUGCAGGGAAACUGAAGUACUUUGAUAAACUCAACUGAGGUUAAUGUUUCACGUAAGGCACUUGGAUUUGUGUGGUUACUGUUUGUGUACUCGCACAAUAAAAGGAGAGUUUUGAUAA